AUGGCUUCUACAUUCCCCUUCUUUUCAUUAUCGAUAUUGGCAUUGCUGCUUACACUAGCCAGUGCUGUGGCUCCCAUUGUCGAUGUCUCAUACAGCAAGUACAGAGGAAAGGACAAUGGGAACGGAGUCACGAGCUGGCUCGGUAUGAGAUAUGCGGCGCCGCCUAUCGGUGAUCUGAGGUUCAUGCCGCCUCAGGAUCCCAUAAUGUCGCGACAAGUCAAAAACGCAAGCAAGAAACUCAGAGUUGACCACCCCUCGCAGUUCAGGCUCAAGUGCGUCGGCUUGGCAGCAAGACCGAGUUUGAUCGGCAAAUCUCAGUCGGAAGAUUGUCUGUUCAUCAAUGUAUUUGCACCCACAGAUGCUGCCAGAAAGGCCAGGCUUCCAGUCUAUGUCUUUAUCCUAGGAGGCGGAUUCAACGUCAACUCAAAGCCAACUGUUGACGGUACUGGACUCAUUCAGGCAUCUGGCAUGAAAAUGAUCGUCGUGACACUCAACUAUCGAGUGUCUGUCUUUGGCUUCUUAUCAUACGGCGAUAAGGUGCAGCCCAACAUCGGCCUUCUUGACCAAAGAAAGGCAUUGCAGUGGGUACAGAGAUAUAUCUCAAGGUUUGGAGGAAACCCAAAACACGUUGUCCUAGGCGGUAACUCAUCUGGCGCCGCCAGUGUAGCCUUCCACAUGACCAUGUAUGGUGGUAGGGAUGACAAGCUGUUUCAUGCCGCUUCGGCUGAGUCCAUCUCAUCGUCGCCCAUUGUUACUAUGUAUGAAGCUGCCUACAGAGCAAACAGCAUCAUGACCAAACUGGGCUGUACUGAUGGGGACGCAAUGGCAUGUAUGCGGAACAAAACAGUUUACGAAAUAUCGGCCGUUAACACAAACUAUCUGGCUCCAGGAAGUACAAAGACUCCUAUUAGUAUGUGGAUGCCUAUCGUCGAUGGAGAGGUGGUAAGGAGUGGGCUGUGGGACGCUUUCAACCAAGGCAACUUUGUCAGAGUACCUACCAUAAUCGGUGCGACAACCAAUGAGGGCAUCGGCUUCUCCCCAACUGUAUCGUCUCAGUCAGAGGCUACCGAUUUCUGGCAGGCCGAGUACCCCAAGAUGAACUCGACUCAUGUGGCUAGUAUCAAUGCCUUGUACUCCGACCUGACUGCCAGUUGCAACAACGCUAGUUGCUUGACAAAACAGUUAAAGGACGCGUACGGCGACAUGCGAUUUAUGUGCUCUGGUCUUUUUUUCACGAGCGCAAUGUCGUUCUGGAUGCCUGGCAAAACAUGGAGUUAUUGGUAUGAUGUGGAGGAUGCACCAGGAAAGGGUGUGCCUCAUUGCGCUGAAAUGCAUGCCAUAUGGGGAACGGGGAGGGCAAGUAGCGGAACAUUGUCGAGUUUCUUAGCCGGGGGCACUAAUAUGAACACUACAGUGGUUGUUCAAGGAUAUUGGAGCAGUUUCAUACGAUCUUAUAACCCCAAUACGUAUCAGUAUGCAAAUGCCUCAACAUGGCAGGCUUACUCGAAGGCCCAAAAGCAACGAAUGCAAGCUUACUAG
This is a messenger RNA of Fusarium venenatum, 1539 nucleotides long. The record is from RefSeq and is a predicted model, not a curated record. Lineage: Eukaryota; Fungi; Ascomycota; Sordariomycetes; Hypocreales; Nectriaceae.